Messenger RNA from Striga asiatica, 1883 nucleotides. The record is from the annotation of a GenBank genome assembly. NCBI's taxonomy places the organism in Eukaryota, Viridiplantae, Streptophyta, Magnoliopsida, Lamiales, Orobanchaceae.
AUGAGAACUCACUCAUCUCAGACUGUAAAUUCGGCGGCAAAUCUGGCGGCGGAUGGUUCAGACAGUGGACGGUGCAAGCGGCGGGAGGAGGGAGUCGAAGGGGGAGAAGAUCUCGAAGCGGGGCGAGCCAAACGACCACUUAACCGACCCCGAGACCCCAUACCGCAGCUAAAGGCAAAACGAAACCAAAAAACUAGAACUCAGACCAAAAACUGCAAACAAACCGCCAAGACAGAUCCGGGGAGGUGGCUGUUCUCCCUUCAGAUCUGGGCUCCGAAAGACUUCAACGGCGAGGAAGAGAGGAAGAGUCGCCACGAACACACUGGAGGUCUCAAAAUCAAGACCCGAGGAAGGAACACUCAAGCUGCAACCGGACGAGCGCCGGCGUUCCAGCCACACGACGGACGGGCGGGCCGCGGCCUACUUGAAGAAAACUCUGAACAAAGUCAGGCAUCCACGACUUCCAACAGGCGGAAAAGAAACAACACACGAGCCGGACUCCCGCGGACUGGCCGACUCCUGCGGCUGGAGCCGGAGAGCGGCGACAGCACUCCCACCGCGGCUGUGAAAACGGAACGUCGAGAUCCGCCGCCAAACGGGUCUCCUGUCGAGCUCUGGGGGGCGAUAAAGGGCUCCAAUCAUGCCUCGGUCCGGGCGGCUAGACGGGUGCUACAACCCGCCGACGGAGAGGGAGGGUGUGAAGGAAUACUAACCAGAAACAUUUUCCCCUCAACUCCAGCCGUUGAAUUAUCGAAACUACCGCAGCAGAUCGACACGGCGAUGCACGCAGCCAUGGCGGUUAGCACGCCGCCAUACGCCUACAGUUGCAGCUUCCACCAAACCCUAGAUCCGUCUUGUUCUCCUUCUUCAUCCGCCGCCGCUCUGCACCGCCGUUCAACUUCUCACAAGGUUUCUAGAUUUUUCGGCACUCGGAUUACUGAUUCCGGGAGAUUCAAUCAGGUGCGGUUGCCCUCAGUUUCUCGGCAGCCAAGGAUAAGGGCGGUUGUUACACCCGAUUCAUCUGUGCUCACAGAGGAAAAUGUAGAGAGCGUGUUGGAUGAAGUUCGGCCUUAUCUUAUGGCAGAUGGGGGUAAUGUUGCGUUACAUGAAAUCGAUGGAAAUGUCGUGAGAUUGAAAUUACAAGGAGCUUGUGGUUCCUGUCCUAGUUCUAGUAUGACGAUGAAAAUGGGUAUUGAACGUCGUCUAAUGGAAAAGAUCCCUGAAAUUGUUGCUGUUGAAUCAAUAUCAGAUGAAGAAACGGGCCUUGAGCUAAAUGAAGAAAACAUUGAGAAGGUUCUUGAAGAAAUAAGACCUUAUCUAGUUGGAGCAGCCGGUGGGGAACUAGAGCUCGUGGGAAUUGAGGACCCGAUAGUCAAAGUACGGAUUAGUGGGCCUGCAGCUGGUGUGAUGACUGUCCGCGUAGCUGUUACUCAAAAACUUCGAGAAAAAAUACCAGCAAUUGCGGCUGUUCAACUUCUGUCGUAAAAUAUUACUAGUCUACAGGCCCCUUCCCUUUCAAAUGGUUUUUGUGGGUGCAGACUCGGACACAAACCAUCGUGCAGCAAGUGAAUAAAACCUUUUAAUGCAACUAUAGGAACUGAGUUGUACGGCUUGAGAAGAAUGGGGUGAUAAAGAGGUGCAGUCCAUGUACCUACUGUUUGAUGUAUUUACGUUGCAAGACCUCGCUGUGUACAUGUACAUACAGUUGUAAUCUCAGACUUUGCACACAAGAGCCCGAAUUCGUAUUUGUUACUGUUAUAUUUUUUGUUAAUAUAAAAAUAAUGUAAGAUGAGUUAUAUGUUACAUGCAUGCGUGGGUGUAAGAUGAACUUGACAACCUUCGUCACAAGAUUGAAACUUCAUGUUACAUUUGUGAGUGUAAGA